This is a messenger RNA of Anastrepha ludens (Mexican fruit fly), 8709 nucleotides long. It is a transcript of the gene hyd, whose product is annotated as E3 ubiquitin-protein ligase hyd. Gene Ontology annotation, biological process: regulation of double-strand break repair; protein polyubiquitination; DNA damage response. The record is from RefSeq and is a predicted model, not a curated record. Gene Ontology annotation, cellular component: nucleus. NCBI's taxonomy places the organism in Eukaryota, Metazoa, Arthropoda, Insecta, Diptera, Tephritidae. Gene Ontology annotation, molecular function: ubiquitin binding; ubiquitin-protein transferase activity; zinc ion binding. The transcript has 19 exons. The coding region runs from base 118 to 8490 and encodes 2790 amino acids.
GCCUUGCUUUUCUGCAUACAUUUCCUGGUAGAAAGGGGUUUGUUGAAUUAAAUUUGUGGGAAAAGCGAUAUGAUAACUGUUGUUUAUUUGUUCGAGUCAAAAAUAAUUAAAUAAAUAAUGUCUGCAAUUCAAUUUCUAAUACAGGCGCUACCGGGCACAGAUGAGCAGUUGAUAGACAGGCUUCGAGAAGUAUCUGAAAAAAUUAAUAGAUUUGGGUUCGGUACACAUCGAAUAUUUGAACAACUCAAAAUCCCAGUAAAAGAAGUUGUUAUUGGUCCAAGCCAUAUUGGAGUGCUUUUAGAAGACGGCAAGGCAUUUCGCGCAGCUUUUUCAAUUAAUUCAGAGCGUCUCGAUUUACAUAGGCUCGAUACCAACAAGAACAAUGCAAACAAUAGUUCUAAUGUUUCUACUAAUUCUAAAAAUGUUGCUCCAUCGUCAUCGAGGCAACUGGCACGUUCAAGAGCUCGACUUAUGCGCACAACCGGAAGAUCUGGAUCUGGGAACCAAAGCUCAGGCUCGCGUAGCACAGGUGUAAUUAUUGGUGGUGGUCCCUCAAGUCGUCCUAUUGUAACUGUGCCAGCAACUUAUGUUCCUGAAGAGUUAAUAUCACAAGCUGAGGUAGUUCUACAGGGUAAAAGCAGGAAUCUGAUAAUAAGAGAGCUACAGAGGACUAAUUUAGACGUUAACUUGGCAGUUAACAAUUUGCUUUCUCGGGACGACGAAGAAGCAGAAGACACUGAGGAAGCAGGAGAUAACUAUGUCCCGGAGGAUUUAAUAUCUUUACUCGAUAAUGGAUUUCAUGGUGAUAAUAGCAGUGUGAUAAUAGAUCCAUCCGAUGGUCUUUUUUCUGAAGAAAUAUUUAGCAACUAUUCCAGUAUUCGCAAUUUGCUGUUCGAUCGCAUACGCAGUGAAAGGAACCAGUCCAGUUCUAGUAACUCCGAUAAUCAAGGCAGGUCGACAACUACCUCAGGUGGCGUACUGUCUGGAAAUAAUAGCUUGUCUGCGCAAAUAUCUUCUGUGAGUGUCGAUCGUGAGGCAUUCAGUCGUUGGAGAGAUCGCCAAUAUUAUGGGCCGCGACGCUGGUUAAAUAAGGAUGAUUAUGUUUGGGAUAAUAACGGAGACUUGAAAAAAAAAGACACGACAUCAAGUUCUCCAAUUUGGAUUUCGGAGGAAUUGCAACCUUGGCCGGACAAAAAUGGCACAAUUAAAUUCAAAAGAAUUGGAGGAUUAUAUUCUGACUUCAUUGCGCUUUCAGAAACGGGAGAACUGCAUCAGUGGAAGUGGUCAGAGCCGGAGCCUUACAAAGCGGAGAUGGAAAAUGUGUAUCAUUCAAAAACUAUAAGUCUAAAUGUAACGGAAAAAGUAGAGCAAAUUUCUGCUAACUUUAUUCGCUGUUCAGUGGUAACUGAGACUGGUCGAGUAGCAACUUGGAUGGACGAUCAAUUAGGACACCUGGGAGCUAAAUUCGAACACCCAGCAAUAAUGUUUAAUGAAUUCGUUAUGGAUCCAAUAGCAUCUAUUAAUGUUUGCUCUUUAUAUACCGCAGUAAGGACUGAAAACAACAAUGUGUAUUGGUGGGGUGUUUUACCUUUUGAUCAACGCCGAUAUCUUUGGGACAAAUUCCGCACAAAGACUAAAAAGCCAUUUAAAUCCAUAACCUCAGAUAUCAGUGUUGGAACGCAGGUGAUAAUGAAAAAAUGCCCUAUUUAUCAAGCGGGCUCUAUUGGUUUUACGUGUUUUAAUGGCAUACCAAAGAUAGGUCAGUUGCAGAAUUCUGUCUGGGAUUUUAGCGACGUGUGUCGAUUCAAGAUCAUUUCCAUAUUAACACAAUCUAGUACAGAAAAACCUCAGUUAGGUUCCUGUUGUCCAGUAAGUGCUGAAAAAGAUUGUAUAAAAACUCCUAACUCAUCAACGGCUAAUAUGCAACCAUCAAGUAGUAAAACAAUUAGUUCUACAAAGGAAACCACGGAUCGCAUUGAUAUGCCACCACCUCCUUCACCUGCAUCAAGUACAUGUAGUGAUACUGGUAGUGUGACUUCUCAUAAACGCGUAAAGAGAAUGGCUACUAAAGACGAUAUCGAAAAUAAAAAAGAUGAAGAACUUUGGCAAUUAAAAGAUGUUGUGUUUGUAGAAGAUAAGGUGGGACCUGUUGGAAAAGUCUUAAAAGUCGAUGGAGAUUUUGUAGCGGUUCGUUUUCCAAUUUCGUCAACCACCACUGCCGGUACUGCUAGUGGCAACGGCAGUGAAGGUAAAGACGAUGAUUGGCAACAGUGCCGACUUUUACGUCGGGAGGAUGUUCAGGUAUAUAAAACAAAUAUGACAUCCCGCGGCCCAGAUUGGCUGCAAAAGCUUCCUAGAAAAGUCAAUAUAAAUAACUGUAAUGAAACAACUGGUUUUCAAUUAUUAGCCAUGGCUGUCGACGUCCGGGGUAUUCAUGUUAUAAAAAAAAAUGGAAGCAAGAUUUCCUAUAGCUUGUUUAAUCUAUAUAAUAGCAAGCAAGAACAAAGUUGCCAAUUUCCUACGGAUUGCGUGUCGUUUUUAGGAGCUAAUCCCAAUAAUAUAAGCAUUAUCUGCAAUAACGAUAACAGUGGCAACACCAGCAAUAUUCUAGUAUGUGAUGGAAAUCGGGCUCUUUACCCUAUUGCUAAAGAUUGUUUGGGGUCAAUAAAAGAUCCGCAAUGGCUUGAUUUGCCACCUGUGAAAAGUGUAUCGAUGGGUAUGAUACCCUUAUCUGGUGCAGGAAAUAUUAAGUCUAAACUAUGUUUGACUGCAUUACUCUUUGAAGACCAGAAGCUUAUGCCUCAUAUUUUGCGGUGUGACAUUAAAAACGUAUUUGCCAUACUUAGUCAUUUAGAAAAAGAAGAACGCAAUGAAAUUGUUGCCAUUACAGAGGAGCGUUGUGAUGGGGGACGUAAUGUUUUUCAUGCAUGCGUUGUCAUGUGUGCACCCACAUCAAACAAAGAAACUGAAGAAAAGAAAUCUUUUUCUGGUCUUGGUAGAUCAACACCUUUAGCUAAUGCUGUAUUUUCAAAUUGUCCGAACCUUUCAAGCCAUUUGGAUGUAAACAACAGUGCCCCUGUGGCGAACGCAGGAUCUUCGUCAGGUACGAAUGCAGCUAGUGGUAGUAUGCGAGAAAGUCGGUCGGUUAGCUUACGAGAAAUGAUGAAUCGUCUAAUUAAUACUGAGCCGGAGCAAAAUAAUGCGGGGCACAGUAUGGCGUCUAUAGAUGAUCAAAUUUAUAUACCGCAGUGGUCAGUGGAGGGAAAUAGUGCGAAUCCGGUAAUAAAUGAUGUUAUUAGUGGUGAAGUCGAAGAUGAAAUCUCGAAAAAUAUUUCAGCCACUGUUCCAAAUAUGAAUUCAUCCACAAGUGUACCUACACCAAAUUAUGUUUAUGAACCGAUGCAACGCCGAGAGUAUGCAAUUUUGAUUUUGCAACAAAUGUGUUCAUCUGCAAUAUUCCGCCCUUAUUUACAUCAAAUGCUCAGUUCAAAGGAUUCUCAAGGCCGAACGCCAUUUAUGAUAUCAGUAUACACACGCGCCUACGAAGCCGGUAUAAUACUUCUUAACACAAUUUUGAGCUUGUCAGAAAAAGAUACUUCGCUUAAGAAUUCUAUGAUAUUUCCAUCAGGAUCACCGCCUGAUCAGUCUCCUUUAUAUGUUAUAUGUUAUAACGAUACAUGUUCUUUUACAUGGACUGGGGCCGAUCAUAUUAAUCAGAACAUUUAUGAGUGUAAAACAUGUGGCCUAACGGGGUCAUUAUGUUGUUGCACAGAAUGUGCUCGUGUUUGCCACAAAGGUCAUGAUUGCAAAUUGAAACGAACAUCUCCUACUGCUUACUGUGAUUGCUGGGAGAAGUGUAAAUGUAAAGCCCUUAUUGCUGGAAACCAAAAUAAACGUUUCGCUCUUUUGUGCAAAUUGGCUUCGUGUACUGAUUUAGUAACAAAGUUCAAUUCAAAAGGUGAAUCAAUUUUGCUCUUUCUCAUACAAACAGUUGGUCGCCAGACAAUAGAGCAGAGACAAUAUCGGGCCAAUGCGCGAGUACGAAAUGUGGGAAGCGGCGGUGCUAAUAGCAAUUCGCGUAAAUCUUCUUCUAUUGAUAUCGAAGCGGAUAUGCCAGAACAUGAUCUUGAACCGCCAAAGUUUGCACGAAAAGCUCUUGAACGAUUAUUAGUUGACUGGCAUGCAGUUCGAUCUAUGAUUAUGACUGGUGCUGAAAAAAAUGAAAAUGCUCCUCAACAGCAACCGAAUUCAACAGAUGCUUCAAAUACUGAGAGUUACAAUAUGUAUCUUCAAAGUCAACAAGGUUCCACACUUCUAGAUAAAUUCACACACAAUUUAUUUGUGAAAUGCAGUGGAGAUCAUUUGGAGACGCUAUUAAUGACACUAGUUCGUGAAAUGCAAGAUAGUAAUAUUCCGGGUCGUAGAAAAGAUGCUGAAUUAGUAGCUCGACGAUUUGUACGGUCCGUUGUGCGUGUCUUUGUUAUUUUCAGCUUAGAGAAAAUGCCAAAUCCCGAGCGGAGAAAAUCAAACUUGGCUUCAAACAAACACAUUCAAAGCUGUGUAAAAGUUUUUCAAUCAUUGUAUAAAAUCUCAAUAGAAGAACUCUGCGAGGUAUCCGAGUCUCUGAUUUCACCUGUGCGCCUUGGUGUGGUUCGGCCGACAGCUCCAUUUACGAUGUCUUCUACAAGUAUUGAUAGUUCGGAUGAUUUAUUUAGCGUAGAGCCACUUGCUCCUUCGUCCACCACAGAAACGCCACCUGAACCAGUAUCAAACCAAGACGGGAACCUUUCUAAUACAUCUGGAUAUAACAUUCAAUCAAAUUUUUCUAUUGAUAAUAUUGACGUAAUACGAGAUGCACAUGAAAGUGAAGAAACUAACAACAGGGGAAACAGUAACAAUGGGCAAGAGGAAGAUAUUUUAGAUUCUGGACGACAUGAUGAGGUUAUUCAGGAUGAUGAAAGCGACAAUGAUUUUCCGUUUAACGAUCCAGAAACUGAGUCCGAUUCUGAUGACAACCAAAGCAAUCAAGAUGCGCAACGAAGUGUUCAAACUGGUGCUACAGUGGGUUCUGAAACAGAUAUUGGGGUUCUCUUUCUCGAAGAUGAGUCUGGCGAUUCGUCUCCUCAGGAAGAGGAAGCUUCUGAAGAUGGUGAAACAGAUGAGCACUCUGACGAUUUUAAUUUCGCUGAUCAACAAUUAGAACGUCGAAAUAAUAGCUCAAAUGUUCGUACUGAUUUAGCCCCACAAUCUAUGCAAUGGGCGAUUCGCAGUAGAGACACAGCUCGAUCUUCUGUUCGAGUUCCAGCCGGAUCAAACUUAGUUUUUAUUGACCCCAUGGCAUUGCGUCGAUCUACUGUGCCAGCGAGUUCUACGGUAGCUGUUCCACCCCAAGAUCAGCAUACCAUGGCAACAACUGCAAGUAACUUGGCUCGUGCAUUCGGAAUAAUAGUUCGGCAAAUAUCAGAUCUUCUAAACAAUUUUGCUUGCCAACUUACCACUGAUGUCGAAAAACCUACAUAUAAGACCCAAAUGGAGGAAGCAAUUCAGCUACAAAUCUAUAUUGAAAAGCGGCUAAAACGCACUUGGGAUUGGAUGUACGCAAUUAUGGACGGAACAGAACCCCAAUUAAAGUUUGGUGCUUAUUUAACGAAUUUUACCGACCCAACUCAUCCUCUUCAUCCCCUUAAUCUAAAUGCCCAAAAUAAUUCUAACCAAACCAGUUCUUCAUCAGUUGGGAUCAAUAUGAUAGGCUCAUCAACUAGACGAGAUUUUUUCACAUAUUGUUUAUCUUUGAUGCGAGCUCAUACCUCAGAACAUCGCGAUGCUUUGCCUGUUCUGGAUAUAACAGCAUUCCGACACAUAGCUUAUGUGUUUGAUGGAUUUAUUUACUAUAUGCGUAAUAACUCCAAUUUUUAUGAAACAGCUGACCAUUUUUCAAACGCAAACAUUGCGAAUGCGAACGAAAAUGAAGAUACAGAUGACGAGUUCUCUAACGUAACAAAUGAAGAAAUGUUUCCUGACAAUAAUCCUUCUACAGCCACAGCUGUGCCUCUAUCAGCAACAACCCGCCGACAUUCCUUUUUUAUUCGAUCUGAUUCAACUUUAAGCCUUGGUUGUUUAGCACCGGACAGUUUUGACUUACCAUUGGAUGUUGCAAUACCUCUAGCUGAUAAACCACACCUUCUUCAGCCAAAUUCAAAGCGAGAGGACUUAUUUGCGAAUAUACCGGUGCUCUCUUCAGCCGUAGAAAAUACAAAUGCAGUAGAAAAUAUGACUGUAGCUCCAAUAAAGCUGGGAUUUUCCAGCUACAAAUCAGCAAAAAGUUCUGAAAAUAUGGAGGAAGAAAUAAAUUCCAAAUUCGGGAGUAUUGAGCCUAUGGAAAUUGGUGAAAGUAUACCCGCGCCCGAAACAGAACCGGCAGUUAGUAAUUCUGUACAUUCCGGUCGACCAGAAAUCAUUAUUACUCCAAAUAAAUUUCAAAGAACGGAAGAGGAAAUUGGUCAUGCUUCAACUGCACGUAGUGUUAUCGUUCGAGCGAGUUCAAUAGUCAAAAAGCCGGAAAAUGAGAAGAACACAACACGCUUGUCUUUACAGGAAAAUUUUAAGCGAACGAGCAUGUCUGUAAAUAAUUUUCCACCACGAGGAAUAAAUUUUUGCAAACAGUUUUCUUCCGUGACGCCAUCUUGGAAUAUUUUACUUGGGCGAUGGAAAUUAACACUGGACCUAUUCGGGAGGGUUUUUAUGGAUGAUGUUGGAAUGGAGCAUGGGUCAUUACUACCAGAACUACGUGGAUUUCCGGUAAAAGAGAUAAGAUUUCGAAGACAUAUGGAAAAGUUACGCAACGGACAACAACGCGAUCUUAUAUUAUGUAAACUAGAACGCAAUCGUGAAAGUUUAAUAAUUCAAACAUUUAAAGAAUUGAAUGCUCAAUUCGGAAGUCAAGCAAGACGAACACAAACCCCAUUGACUUUUAAUCGCGUAAAAGUUACCUUCAAGGACGAACCUGGCGAAGGAUCUGGAGUAGCGCGCAGUUUUUAUACAUCAAUCGCUGAAGCAUUGCUAGCCACUGCAAAAAUGCCGCAUUUGGAAUCUACUCAUAUUGGCAUAAACAGUAAAUAUGGGGCUCCAUUUUCAAGUAUUUUACGAAAUCGAGGAGUCUCAAAUAGAGAGCCCCCCACACUACAGAGGCGCGCGUCGGGUAAUAAAAUUUUUUGGCGCACUUCUCGUGAAAGAAAACUACUGAAUUAUGAUGCUAGACCAUAUAUACCGACUUCGACCAUUACAGAUAAUUCAGCAGAUAACUCCAAUGAUCAUUUAUCAGUGCAUUUACAGCAGCUCGGCGAAAGGCUUUUUCCAAAGAUUUAUUCAAUAAAUGCUACCAAUGCGUCCAAAAUAACUGGUAUGUUGCUUGAAAUUCCGACCCCCCAACUCCUAUCUAUUUUGUCCUCUGAAGAUACUCUAAGACAAAAGAUUAACGAAGCUCUUGAUAUAAUAACAUAUAAACAAAAAUCAGAAGCAAAUAAUGCGUCAAAUCAAACUCAAAAGAAAAUGAUACCUGUCGUUUUGCUUGAGCAGUGCCAAAUUGAAGACAAUGAACCAUUAUUUUAUUCACCUGGUAAACGAGGUUUUUACACUCCAAGACAAGGCUACGGCUCGUUUGAACGAAUAAAUGCAUUCAGAAAUGUUGGAAGGUUAAUAGGCUUGUGUCUGCUGCAAAAUGAGUUACUUCCACUAUUUUUGCAACGGCACGUUUUUAAAUUUAUACUUGGGCGAAAAGUUAAAUUCCACGAUUUAGCAUUUUUCGAUCCAAUAAUAUACGAAUCGUUUAGGCAACUUAUACAGAAUGCCCAAUCAGAUGAAGGCGAUGCCAUGAUUCAGCGCAUGGAGCUAUUUUUUGUUAUCGAUCUAAUGAAAGAGGAAGGUGGAGGAAGCGUCGAACUGCUACCAGGAGGACGUGAAAUUCAAGUUACUUGCAGCAAUCUUUUUGAGUACUUAAGACGUUACACCGAAUACAGAUUAAUCAAAUCGCAGGAGAAAGCUUUAGAAGCAUUACGAGAUGGAGUGUUUGACGUGCUACCAGAUAAUUGUAUGAACAGUUUAACCGCUGAAGACUUACGUUUGCUCUUGAAUGGUGUUGGCGACAUAAAUGUAUCGACGUUAAUAUCUUACACAACAUUUAAUGAUGAAUCCAGUGAGGGAUCUGAUAAGUUAUUGAAAUUUAAGAGAUGGUUUUGGACUAUAGUUGAAAAAAUGAAUACGUCGGAGCGGCAGGAUUUGGUAUACUUUUGGACUGGUUCCCCGGCACUACCAGCGUCAGAAGAAGGCUUUCAGCCGCUGCCAUCGGUAACAAUAAGACCAGCUGAUGACUCUCAUUUACCAACAGCAAAUACAUGUAUCUCAAGGCUGUACAUACCCUUAUAUUCAAGCAAAACGAUUUUACGGAGCAAAUUGCUUAUAGCUAUAAAAUCGAAAAACUUUGGUUUCGUAUAAAUUUCAAAUUAAGUGAUUGUAUCUGAUGCAGAGUGAAAACCUGCUAAAUCCAUUUAUGAUAAGGGUCACACAAUACUAAAUCUUAAGGCAUAAUGAUUUUGUCUUAUCCUGUAUGAUAUACUUUGGACUAUAAGGAUAAAAUUAAAAUUGCUUGUAAACCAUUUAAAUAUGAUUUCGAUCACAUAAUAAACUGUAAAAUAUAUGAACAACUCAAACCAA